UCCUAUUCAAUUAAGAGCUUAAGCUCAUUAGUGGCAGACUUACAUCAUUACCUCUCCAAUGGCUAAUGAGUUAAAAUCUAUUUAGAUUUAUGUUGCCGUUAAAUCUCCUCCACACACACACGUGCAGUUUGUAUCAGUCACAAAUCAGAAAAAGUGUCAUGAGAUUAAACCUGAAAGCAUCCUGUGACUCUCCAUAAGAUUUUCCAUAUCAGUGUGGGAGCCUUUUAUAGCAACACUGCAUAUUCAACACACUUGAAUUAUACCUUUGCCUUCAGUAUGUAAAUCAGAGAGGAGCGAGUGUGUGCUCUGUAUUGUAUCUGCACACUGUAAUAUACCACAAAGCCCUGUUUUCCCACACUUAUACAUUAAAGACUCUAAUUUAAUGCUUUUUCUAAUUCCUAACUAAUAAUUAGCACCGCAUGGCAAAAAACAACACUCCUUUACAAAGCUAUUACACAGCUAUUAGUUGAGUUUUCAAUCAAUUUUAAUUAUGCUAACAAAUCCUUGAUUGCACUGCCGGGUUGACAAAUUUAAUGAAUUGAUGGAAGAAAGGAAGAAAAAAAGAGGACAAUUAAUAGAAGACAAUGGAGGAGAGUGGAAGGUGGUGUAGUCGCUCAGGCCUGCAGGAGUGUGUAAUCUGCAGCAGCCUGGUGGUGCUCUGAGAGACAAAGACUGGGCAUCAGAGCAGGUGGAGGAAGGAGACAGUCCACUUCUCCACCUGUGGUGCUCACUGGUGGCUUCGUGUCUGACCUCUCGGCUCCACGUUCAAUCUGACCGGGCCAGAUUAAGGAAUAUUCUCAGGAGCACCGCUGCACAACUUGUGGGGGAUGAUGAGGAACAAUGCACUGACAGCUCCUCCAUCUUUGAUGUCUUGUUUAAAUCCGGUCUCCCCGCUGAUGCUUUGAUAACUCGCUAACUGGGACGUUUUCACUCUAAUUAGGGCUUCAAUUGCUAAUUCCAUAUUGCUGCUAUAAUUAUCACUGGGAGAGACGCGAACGCUGCAGCGAGAUUUCGGGCAGACAGGGAGGCAGGUGCGCACACUGGCCCCCACAUUCACCUUAGUGGGUUCCCAGACUGAGGCGGCGGCGGGGGUGGGGGGCUUCUAAAGGUCCUCCAGUGUGCUAUGGAGGGACUCCAGCUGUUUUCAAUGGGCUAAAGUUCAUGCUCUGUUCUCUAAACCAAACCGUCUGAUAUCAUUUGAAACCAACACUUCCAAACACCUUUCUGGAGGAUAAAACAACUCUGCCACUUAGGAAGAAUUAUCAGUUAUAUUACGCAUUCAUUACCAAAGUAAAUUUAACAAGUGAGUUUCUCAUUGAAAUCUACACAUUUUAAGGCUCCUUGUCACAAAUACUCUCAAAGCGAAUGUGCAGUAGUAAAAGAAAUCGACUGUCUCACCUUUAAACUGCUAAUUUGGGCAAAAUUCAGUGGAAGUGCCUUGUUAAAGUGCACAUCUCCUGCAGUGCAGUGGCUCCUCAUUGUGUCCUCACUCUGUCUGUGGCUUCCAAACACUUUGCUGUCAGUGUUUCUUCUUCUCUCCUCACCGUUUGCACUCACUGUGCCAACCUCCCAAUACAAACUAGACGCCCAUAAUAACCUUACAGGCAGUAAUUGGAAUUGAGGAUUUUAUUUUUUUUUCCCACCUCACUCUUCACCCCUUUGGGCGCAUGCGCAUUGGGGAGCGUACUGGUCAGUGUGAGAAGCAGCUGUUCAGGGCUGGUGAAAUUCCAACAUGGCAGUGGCUGUGGUCAGUGUUUCCUGCGUUAACUUGGGAUGGUUUCAGCUCGCACGCAGCCCGGCUUAACCUCGGCACCCCGUUCAUCAGCAGCACUCCUCCCCGGGAUCGAUGCGACCCUGACCCCCCCACGUGAGAGGUCGACCUGUCGCUAAAAAAACAGCACGAGAUGAUCAGCAGCAGCAGCGUCUAUGGCUUAAAGAUGCAGUGGACCCCAGAGCACAGCCAGUGGGCCGAACAGCAUUUCGACAUCUCCUCCACUACGCGCUCGCCAGCCCACAAGGCUGAGGCCUACCGGGCCGUACCUGGCCACCUGCAGCGCUCAGCCACUUACCAGUACGCCUGGGCCAAUGACGACAUCUCAGCUCUGACGGCCUCCAACCUACUCAAGAAGUAUGCUGAGAAGUAUUCCGGCAUUCUGGAGAUGCCAGGCACCUAUUCUGAGGCCCCCGGGAUCCCAGGGGUGAUGAACGGCCGGAAAGGUGAAUCAGAACCCUGGCAGGAUGGCGUCUAUCCCAUGAGCUGCAUCCCAGAGGGGGUUUCUGUCAGAAAGGGAGGGGUAGCUGCAGCUUCAGAGGUAGUAUCUGGCAUGUGCAGCUCCCCAGGUCUUGCCUCCAGCACCCUGAGUGAGCCCAGCUACUCCAGCAGCAGCUGUGGGAGCCACUCUGCCACCGCCCUCCACUCCUCCUCCAUGCCCUCUCAGGAAUACGGCCCUGCAUACAGCAGCUCCUAUCUGCACAGUAGUUACAGCUCCCAGUCUGCCCCCGCCCCAGCACUCCCUUCACCACUGCACAGCUCUGGGCUCCUGCAGCCGCCACCUCCACCGCCCUCCCACCCCACUUUAGUCCCAGCUUACAACGGAGGCUCCCCCAACUUGUCUAGUUAUAAUUACCCCCCAGCAGGCUACCCAGCUCAGAGCUCAGUUGGGCCAGGAUACAGCCCUGGGGGAGCACCCCCUCCUUCUUCAUACCUUCCCUCAGGCAUCGCUGCACCUACACCCCUUCCCCCCUCUUCUUCUUUACCUGGAUACCCAUACCAGAGCCACAACCUGACCCCAAUUGCCCCCACUCCUCUAAACAGUAGCUCCUCCAACUCACUGAAGAGGAAAGCCUUCUACAUGACAGGCCAAGGAGAGAUAGACUCCGCUUAUGGUAACUUUGGCUAUGGCCAGGCUCGGAGCUCGGCUGAGAGCCCCAUGUACAGAAUAACAGACAGCAGUAAUGCAAACGGAGGCUCCAGCAACAAUGGUGGUGGUGGUGGAUUUGACAGAAGUGCUGAAAAGUCAUCUUUACCUUUUAAUCCUCAGAAGCAGUCCGCAAUGUCCUCAGAGCAGCAGCAGAGGAAGUAUAGCAGCCAGGCAACAGGUGGACCACUGACUCCACCAUCCUAUGUGUCCUCCACCCUGGGGGGUUCCCGCUCAGCAGAUUCCCUUGUCAGCUUCACCUCCCCUUCCCUCAGUGAGCAAGGUGCUGAUGAUCACCGUCUACACCUCUCUCACUCAGCGCCAGGGCCUACCUCCUCCUCAUCCACUUCCUCCUCCCGGCCUGCCGAAGAGCAGCUAAAAACUAGUGACCCUCACCUCCUUGACAUGGUUACCUCUGAAAUCGUUCAGCAAGGGCCCCCGGUGGAUUGGAGUGACAUUGCAGGACUAGAAAUGGCCAAGGCGACCCUGAAGGAGGAGGUCCUGUGGCCCAUUCUGCGGCCAGACAUGUUCAGCAGUUUGGGACCAGCCCCACGUUGUGUGCUGCUGUUUGGUCCGAGAGGCAGUGGCAGGACGUUGCUGGGUCGCUGCCUGGCCAGCCAGCUGGGUGCACCAUUUCUCCAGCUCAGUGGUUCAACAUUGGCCACAAAGUGGCUGGCAGAUGGAGAAAAAAUUAUCCGAGCGUCCUUCCUGGUGGCACGCUGCCGGCAGCCCUCAGUACUGUUCAUUAGCGAGGUGGACAUGUUGCUGUCAGCCCAUAUCAGUGAAGAGAGUCCCAUCAAUCGCCUGAAAGGAGAGCUACUAGCCCAGUUGGACUCGCUUCUCUUGGGCUCAGGCGAGGACGGAGGCAACCAAGUGUUGGUGGUUUGCUCCACAAGCAGACCCCAGGACAUGGACGAAGGGCUGCGCAGGUACUUUGCUAGGAGGGUCCUCGUACCCUUGCCAGACAGCACAGCCCGACACCAGAUCGUGAACCAGCUCUUGGCUCAAUCUCAGCACAAAUACUGCUUGAGCGAGGAGGAUCUGGCGCUGUUGGUCCAGCGUACGGAGGGUUUCUCUGGACUGGACCUGGCCAGACUCUGCCAGGAGGCUCUCGUUGGUCUGUUACAUGUCUCUGCACAGGGCAUGGACAUGACGGGUAUGAUGCCCAGAGGACAGGUCAGACCCCUCACCUACCAGGACUUGGAGAGUGUCUUUUGUAAAUUCCAAGCCAGUAUAUCGCAGAAAGAGAUUGACACGUACACUGAGUGGAACAAAAUGUUCGGCUGCAGCCAGUGAAAAUAUAAAUUCCGCCCUUGAGAAAAAGAGGCAUCCACAGUUCCUCCCCUCAGGGCAGAAGCAUUGUGCUGGAGGGAAAGGCACACAGAAGGCCAACACAAGCCCACUGAGUUCUCACAAGCAGGGUUUAGAUGCACCAAGAGACCUGGUUUGAUGAGACAACUGGCAGUUUUGCAGUUAAUGAGCAAGAGCUUUCAUUUGAAUCCUUGACACUCCAGAAAGCCAGGCAUUGUUUACACAUUGCGAGCAAGUUGGCUUCAGAAGAGACGCCACAGUGUCUGUGUAUAUACCUUUAUGUUCUUGUUCUUGAGAUUUAGUUGGCUAUCCAAGUGCCUGAAGUGGUGCUUUCUGAUUUUCUUUCUUUUUUUUAUUUGCCUCACAAUCUACAUUCAUGGCAUGAGCUGAUGAUUAUUAAGAGCUUUAAAACUUCAGCACUGAGUCUGAAUAACAGAGAUUGACAGUUGCCAUUGGUGGUGGUCAGUCAUUCUUUAUUGUCUUGCUAAGAGCAUUAAUCCAUCAGGGUGGCAGUAGUCUGGGCCCUGUCUCACACUCAUAACUUGUGAUCCUGUGUCUGCAAAACAAACAAACCUAACAAACAAAACUCAGGAAAGCGUUUGUGAAUUGUACAGUACCUCAAAAUGUUUUGACGAAAAGCACUAAGAUUUGACAGAAGAAUCCAAGGUGUUUUGGCGAUUUAGUGAAGCAGUGUUAGAUGUACCUUGACUGGCUAAGAUAAAUAGCAAAGAGGUGACAAUGAAUGUACUAGAUAUGUUCUGGAAUUAUGGAACAUUAUCAAUAGUGAGAGUAAAAACUUUAUUUUUUUUUCCUCACAGCAGGUGCUGUAUUAGUUACCUGUUUCUACUUGACCAAUCCUGAAGCUUAUUUCCAUCGCUCUUAAAACAUUUAAAACCAUGUUGCCCAGCUUUUUUCAUUUUGGGGCUUAAGAGACGGGCAGGUUUUGGGGUGGUGGGAGUUGUAUAUUUAUUAAAACAACCAUAAUCAACGUUGUUUAUAUCGUGUUAUUCCGGCUGUAUGGCCAGGCUGCAUGGAGGCUCCAUCAGUUUGUCAGCUAACUUCUGCGCAAAAUAUUCAAAAGUCAUUUUUGUCUCGUUUUCUCUGACAAACCUGAUGCUAAAAACACGUCUAAUGAAUUUAAAGGCACUGUUUGACAUUUUGGGAAAUAUACUUACUCGCUUUCUCUCCCAGAGCUCUAUGGGAAUAUCAGGCUCUUGCCAGUAGCCAGUUACCUUAACUUGACCGCUAACCUGGCUUUCAGAAGGCCAAAAAAAUAUCAUGGAACGGGCUGCUGCGGAAAGAAAGCAAGAAAAUAAAUAAGUGUAUUUCCUAAAAUAUGACGGUAUUCCUUUAAAUGGUAUUGAUAUCAAAGACAUUUUAUUGUAUAUCUUUGUGUGGGUCUUGAUCUGAACGUUUGACUUGAUGUCAUUUGGUAUGCCGUUGAUUUCAGCCAGAAAUGCUGUAUUGGCUAUCAGCUCAUCUGUUGUAUUCAAGGAAAAUCAGUUUUUAUAACCUUAAACUACGAUCAAGGGAAGAUGACAGAUAACCUCCUAGUUUUAAAGUUGGAUUUGAUGGGUAUCUUGGAACUAUGGAUUCUGCAAAGUUGCCUUGACACUCACACUGUUACUGUGUUUAAACAGGAUUAGCUGUGGAAUGGGAGGCCGCUGUUGUAAUUUGAAUUACACAAGGUCAUUCAUCCAGCACAUAACAUGCCUAUAAUUUAGUAUGAAAAGUAGAAAAUCAAGAGUAAAUUACUGCAUUUUUCCUGGAGGUCAAAGGCCAUUUGAUAAUAGAAAUUCUUACUGAUUGACAUCUCUAUAAUGCUAUACAUAUUAUUAUUGCAGUUGCCGUGUUGUUAUCCAACCAGGAGGCAUAUACGUAGUUACAAAAACUCUAAAGAUGCCAUUUUAAUCAACACACAGUCAGAAAACUGAUUUUAAUGGAAGCUGUUUGAUCCAAAAUGACCGCCCCAAACUAACUACUUUAAACCCGUUUUUUAAUCAUCUCUAAACGUAUUGUCAGUUUUAUUUUUCACUCUAUGUACACAGAUGGCACUAAGCACGUGAUCUAAAUGCAUUUGGAUACAUACUUCAGUGGACUGAAAAGCUUUGUAACGUGAGUGGGGGGAUUUUGGCACAAGUCUUAAUGUCCUCCCUAUGUGUUGCCCAUUGUACUGCAUUGGAAUGUACUUUUGUCUCCUCCUCGUCACUGUGUAAGACGCUGUCCUUAAGCUCUGCUAUUGUGACAUGGGAGCACUUCAGAUAGUUUAAUGUACGUGCACUAAAGCAUUUUGUGUGUGAUAUCGUUUGUUGAAAUGUAUCAACGCCACUGGCAGCGCUUGAUUUAUUUUGUUUUGUCUUGUCUGAUAUUUAUCCUGAAGGACAUUUCAUUUAUCUGAACCGACGAUCGCUCUUUUUUAUUGUACACCCUGCUGUUUUUUUUUGGGUUUUAUUCAAUGUUUUAUCAUAUUAGUGUUGAAGCAGGAUACAUGCUGCAUGUGCAGGCCUGCUCUGUGUUGCUAUCUCUGGUCCAGGCACCAUCAGUGCAGCACCUGAUGUGGGGGGGGGGGACACUGCUGAGCGUCAGCAGAAUUGACGGAAAGGAAAGACAGCCAGGCAGCGUGGCGGCAACACAAGGGGAAAGCAGAGUGGUCCGUCAGAAAACCACCCUCAAAACAAUCUGUACCAGAAUUCCUUCUGUCAGCAAAUCCUCCGGAGAGAGAGUCCCUUUAGACAGAAAAACCUACUAAUGCACUUCAGAGCACACAUCAACAGCACAGGCGUCCUCUCUCCACAGCCGACGAACAAACGACUGGAAACACACCGGUCAAUGCUACGCUUGUUUGUUUGUUGUGUUUUGUGGUCCUUCUUUUGUGUCUUGACCUUUUUCUACAUGGUGAUUAAAUCUAGCUUUUUCUUUUCUUUUUUUUUUUUUUUGGAAACCUUUCUUUAAACUGAUGCUCAAGUUCUUCUUUAAAGCAUUUCUACCUCAUGGCUACAAAACACACACACACACACGCGUGAUAUUUGAUUUACAUCUUUCCAAAUGUGAGACAUUUGUGAAAAAUGCAUUGAAAAAUU
Molecule: messenger RNA, 7309 nt
Organism: Scatophagus argus
Lineage: Eukaryota; Metazoa; Chordata; Actinopteri; Scatophagidae
Product: fidgetin-like
Exons: 3
Coding region: 1905-4214 (769 amino acids)
Molecular function (GO): ATP binding; ATP hydrolysis activity; microtubule severing ATPase activity
Source: RefSeq, a predicted model, not a curated record